Molecule: messenger RNA, 7584 nt
Organism: Ornithodoros turicata
Lineage: Eukaryota; Metazoa; Arthropoda; Arachnida; Ixodida; Argasidae
Gene: Sbf
Product: myotubularin-related protein 13-like
Exons: 40
Coding region: 112-6558 (2148 amino acids)
Cellular component (GO): membrane; cytoplasm
Molecular function (GO): guanyl-nucleotide exchange factor activity
Source: RefSeq, a predicted model, not a curated record
UGCGCAUGCGUGCAUUGCCUGACAUGCUUUGCCUUGAUUGUGUAGUGAUGGUGGUUUGUGUGCUCGAUUGGUUAUCAACUCAAUGGAUUUCCGUUUUUGCCUGAAUGUAGGAUGUCCAGACUAGCAGACUACUUUGUAGUAGUCGGCUUCGACCAUGAGAAAGAAAGGAGCGGGCUAAGCUGUGGCCGCAUCGAGCAGAGAUUUCCCGAAGAAGACUGGGACGACACUCCAUUCAUCGAGGGCAUCGAAGCCUUCUGCCAACCCCAAGGAUGGGCGCUGGGGACGGCGCGGCGACAGCCCGCCUACUUCGUGGCUGUCCUCACCGACAUAGAUGCCCAGAGGCACUACUGCGCUUGCCUGGCAUUCCACGAGCCUGUGGCUCUGGCUCCUUCCUUGGGGCCAGACGAACAAGAAGAGGAAGAAGAAGAAGCCGGGCUAGAGGGAAGAGGCGGCCUGGACGGACGAUGUCCAGUUCUGGUUCAGCAUCACUCCCUGAUGUACGCCCCAAAGUGUCUGGUGCUGGUGUCGAGACUCAAUUGCAUCACUGCCUUCAAGAACUGUCUCGGCAUCAUCUAUACUGUGUACAUAGACAACAUGCCAAUGAAAAUUGAAAACCUGGUGGGCAGCAUCCUUGGUUGUGUUCAGGUCCCACCUCCUGGAGGGCCACAAGUCCGUUUUUCUAUUGGUGCUGGUGAUAGGCAAGCCUUGCAACCACCACUCAGCCCCUCCUUGCCAACAACGGGUUGUGCCGUCUACAAUUUGUUUCAACAUUUAGGUAUUCACAACGUGGUGACGCUGUUCUGCGCGGCCAUGACGGAACUGAAGAUCUUGUUCCACUCGCGGAGUUACACCCACCUCAACGACGCGUGUUCUGCUCUGACCAGCCUCAUGUUCCCAUUCAAGUACAGCCAUGUGUACAUUCCGCUGCUACCUGCCAGCCUCAUAGAGUUCCUAAGCACGCCGACCCCCUUCAUCAUGGGAGUCCAUUCUUCGCUCAAGUGCGAAGUAGUAGAACUAUUGGACGUACUGCUUGUGGACUUGGAUGGUGGCUCUGUAAUCGUCCCAGAAUGCGUCACUGUGUCGCUGUUGCCGGAGCCCCUCCACACUCAGCUCUACACGCAGCUGUGCAUGGUUCUCAAACCGGAGCUGCUCUCCGCGGACCACGCUUUUCAUCCGGGGCAGAGCCCGUCCUCUCAAGCGGCGAUGUUGGACAAGGAGAUCCGCGCAAUAUUCCUGCGCAUUUUUGCUCAGCUUUUUCAGGGUUACCGUUCCUGUCUCACAGUAGUUCGCAUUCAUCCCAAGCCCUUCAUCACUUUUCAUCGGGCCGCGUUUCUCGGCCAGCGAAACUUUGUGGAAAACGAGUUUGUGACAAAGUUGUUGGACUGCAUGUUCUUCAACACGUUCGUUGCGGAGCGGGGGCUUCCGUAUCGAGUCUGCGACGUUUUUGAUGAGCUUUACGCAUCAAUGAACGACCUGCUCAAGGCGGAGGCCAGAGAUCCUGAGUGUAUGCUCAAACAUAUUCAGCAACUGGCACAACAGUUGUAUAUCAACGAAAAUCCAAAUCCUCAGCCAUACGUUGAGAAGAUUCCAAAACCUACCGAGGGAGCCUUUACGCGGAUUCACCAGCCGCCAUUUCCAAAGCUUGAUGGUGAUCUAGUCAAAUCCGUCAUGGAAGACGGGCUUUCCAAGAACAAUCUUGGAUCAAAAUUAACUACGUUACGGCCACUGCUGCCCCGGAUUGUGCCAAUGGGCCCAGCAGCGGGUCAGAUCGUGGACAACCGCACAGUUGUAACAAAUUCAGCACGGCGAUUAGAAGUCCUGUGCAACUGCAUUAACUACAUCUUCGAUAACAAGAUCUCAGAUGCACGAAAGGCACUCCCUGCUGUUUCCCGAGCCCUGAAAAACAAGGCAGCUCGCUUGGCAUUAACGCAGGAAUUGCAGCAUCACGUAACUGGCAACAAGGCUGUGCUCGAGCACCAACAGUUCGAUAUGGUCGUACGGCUAAUGAACUGUGCUCUACAGGUGAAUGACGACUCUUCCCUGGAUGAGCACGGGGUAGCGGCAGCCAUUUUACCUCUCUCGCACGCUUUCUGCAGAAAAUUGUGCACGGGCGUCAUGCAGUUCGCUUACACGUGCAUCCAGGACCACGUGGUGUGGUCUAACCUCCAGUUUUGGGAGGCCGCAUUUUAUCAGGACGUCCAAAGGGACAUCAGAGCCCUCUACUUGCCACCGCAGAAAGCGAACACUCCCUUGAUGGAAGCCCCACCGUUAGUGUCACCUCCAAUGAGUCCUCGAGAGAGCAAGGAGUUUCCUGGCAAUUGGAUGAGACCUGACGCAACGAGGACAAGUGCGGAUCCUUCCAGUAGAAGGUCAACAGUUCUUAGCAGGCCGCCGGAGCCCAGCCCUCUUGAAAUAGCUGCAGAACAGCUUCGGAUGCAGCAAAGCGGUGCAAUAGUGACAGAUACCCACACGGAACUCUGCAGUCGAGAAGAGUCCACUGUGUACAGCCAGGCCAUCCAUUUUGCCAAUCGCAUGGCAGCACUUCGUGUGCCUCUUGAUGCCAGCCGCCGAGACAAGUCCGCGCAGGAUGCACUGGACUCAAACUCCAACAGCAUAAUCACAAACAGUGUUGCUGAAACAGACAGUGCAGACGGCGAAAGUGGUUUUGGAGAAGAAGAAGCGUGGGAAGCAGUGAGCGCCGUCGUUGUGAAAUUCAUCGGGCGCUUUGUAGACAAGGUGUGCCAUGAGAGCGGUGUCACCGAAGAGCACGUCCGUGCUCUCCACCAGAUGAUACCCGGUGUGGUAACCAUUCAGCAAGAAAUGCUGGAGGCUGUACAGCGCGAGAGCAAACGCUUACCACCUAUGCCGAAGCCCAAGAUACUAGUGCCGAGCCUGCUACCCGGCGAAGAAUUGGUGAUGGAAGGCUUGAGGGCGUACCUGAUACCUGAUGGCCGCGAGGAAGGAACGGGCAGCGUGUGUGGUGGACCGGCUCUCCUGCCUGCAGAGGGAGCUGUUUUCAUAACAAACUAUAGGGUAGUGUUCAAGGGGAUGCCUCUUGAUCAGUAUGCAUGUGAGCAGACAGUCGUUCGAAGCUUCCCUGUGGCGACAUUGACCAAAGAGAAGAAGAUAAUGGUGCAGUAUUUGCAGCACUUGGAGCAAGUAUUGCCCGAGGGACUGCAGCUGCGCUCAAAUACCUUCCAGCUGAUGAAGGUGGCCUUCGAAGACGAGGUUACCUCAGAGAGCAUCGAGGGCUUCCGAAAGUCCCUGAGCCGUGUCCAUUGCCCACAGACCAUAUUCCAGCUCUUUGCUUUCAGCAGUCACAUCACAGCACCUCCUACACCACUUCACAAGAAGGAGAAGCAUGCAACACUCACCGGCAAAGCAAAACGCCACAUCUUGAAAACAGCAAUGCGGGCAGGGUUCAAGCCUCGUCCAUCAUCACGCAAGCAGAAGUAUGUGGUGCAAGGAGGUGCGCCAAUGUCUGCCAGAACUCUUCCGACAGGUCGCGGUGGCGCGUUUGACCAAGAGGGUUCCAACAGGCAGAUGGCACUCUUUGAUGAUGACGUGUCAGAUGAGAACGAAGGGAUCGCAUUACCACCACCACCGGUGACAACGCACCUUCCUCAUCGAACACUGGAGAAAAUGUCCGAGAGCAUCUACUGCAAGGACUACCAGCGACUCCACCUCGGAACACCGUGCAGCAGCUCCGGGGGCCUGACUGGCAGCCUGUCCAAAACUAGGAGCGAUGGUUUCCGUAUCAGCACAGUCAACAACGGGUACUCCGUUUGCCGCAGCUAUCCGUCGCUUGUGGUCGUGCCGCAGAGUGUCUCCGACGACAGCGUGAGGAAGCUGUCACGCUGCUAUCGCCAUUCAAGAUUUCCUGCGGUAACGUGGAGGCAUCCCUCGACCAAGGCCCUGCUCCUGCGAGCGAGUGGUUUCCACGGGAAGGGAGUCAUGGGAAUGCUCAAGGGACAUCCGACAUCUUCGAGUACGUGCUUUCGUCUUUUACGUGGCGCACGUGCAUGUUACAAAGCAUUCGGAAGAGGUUCACCUCGUUCUUUGCGCACUGCAAGUGAAACAUCCGCGUCGAUCGAACAAGAGAAGCUGCUGGCAGCGGUGGUUCGUGCCACUCCGCUGUCUCAACAGAGAGUUCCAGGGGGCGGGGCUAAUGCAGGGGUGCACGAUUCGACUCUCAGCAUCAGCUCGCUGGUGCUCGACGGGGCACACGACAACUUCCCGACACUAACACCGGAGGUCUCUCGACGGUCGCACAACCCGUUUCAGAAAGCGGUCAACAGCUUACGCUCGUCGGGUGGCAAAAGCGGACGUCAACAUACUGACCCCUUCCAAAUGUUCAUGAACAUAAACAGGGGCCUCAUGCUUACACAAAAGUCACGUUGGGGCAGUUUGAAGGAUCGUCGCCAUGGAUCGACGGGAAGCUUAACCUCGGAGUUCAGCUUGAGAGCCUCGCGCUUUGGGGACGGCGUGGACGGUGCUCACGAUGGUGUUCACACGCUCCACAAGGUGGCACUCUAUGUCUUCGGGGAAAAAUCCCAGAUAAAGGGGGUAAAAGCAGAGUCCUACCCCAAUUGUGACUUCAUCCCCAUGGAGUACUACGAGGCUCGGCAAGUAAAAGCGAGCUUUAAGAAGCUGAUGCGUGCAUGCUGUCCCAGUGCUUCACCCGCUAGCCCAGAAGUUAGCUUCUACAAGAUGGUCGAAGGCUCUGAAUGGCUGAACCAGCUGCAGUGCAUCCUCCAGCUCUCUGGUGCUGUUGUGGACCUUAUGGAUGUACAGGGCUCCUCUGUACUUCUGUGCUUGGAGGAUGGCUGGGAUUUCACAUGUCAGGUGUCAUCCGUUGCACAACUCUGUCUGGACCCGUUUUAUCGCACGUGGGAUGGCUUCCGCGUAUUGCUGGAGAAAGAGUGGCUCGCCUUUGGACACAGGUUCACCUACAGGGGAAACCAAACAACCGCCGCUGCGGCUACUGGAUUUGCUCCUGUCUUUCUGCAGUUCCUCGACGUUGUGCACCAGCUUCUGCAUCAGUUUCCCAUGUCCUUUGAGUUCAACGAUUACUACCUCCGUUUCCUGGCUUACCACCACGUUUCGUGUCGCUUCCGCACCUUCCUGCUUGACUCUGAAUGUGAGCGAGCCGAGUUUGGCUGGCUCCCCACGGUGUCCUCCACAAGCAGCAUCCCCGUGGGGGGAUCCCACCUCAGGGCUGGCGGAGGCAGCGGGACGGGCCUCCUUGGCACACGCGGGGGCUCCGCCAGCCUGGACAGCGGCUCGGACGACGACGGCGUCGCUGGGUCGGCGGGAACUGCGGCGGCACGGGCUUCCGCAGCGCCCAGUUUCUGGGAGUACGUCGAGAGGUUGUGGUCCAAGUCGUCCGUCUUCUAUAACUUUUGGUACUGUGCCAAUCUGGAGGAUGAGGUCCUGAGGCCAUACUCAAACAUCUCCAACCUGGAGCUGUGGGAAUACUAUCUAGAAGAGACUUUAGAACAGGGACCUUCUUACGACUUUGAACUCUCGUCCGGUACAUUGGAGCGAGGAACAACCCUGAAGGCGGGUCUCACUGGGUUUGCCAGUGGGGUAGUGGCCCCAGGACAACGCAGGGUCCUGUUUCCCUAUUACGAGGACGUGCAGAGCAUUCAGGUGGACGCCUUCACGCAGCUUCUCGAGGGUCUACAUGACCAAGAGACAGAGUUGGGCCACUUGCCUCAAAAGUGGCACGUUGUCUGGAACAAGCUUGAAGAACCUUCUGUACCUGAUAGCCCCGUGGGGCCACCGUUUACCCUGGAACUGGUUCGAUCCCACGCUCGGGCACUGCACAAACGGUCCACGAUCGAGUUCCUCGUGAGGGGAAAGAUCGCCGGUGGCACUCUUGAUGGGGGGAUGGGAACGGGGGUACCUGCCAUGCCCACUCCACCACAGGUGUACCCGCAUCGAUUUGAGCGUUACAACUACACGACACCGACUAACUGUGACUUCUGCAAGAGCAUUCUGUGGGGUCUCGUGAAAACGGGGAUGCAUUGUGUGGAUUGUGGAUACAAUUGCCACGAAAAAUGCCUUCCCUCCGUGCCAAAGAACUGCACAAAGUACAAGGCGUCCAUUUGCGACGUGGGUGGGGUGUCCAUGGCGAUCUCGAAGGGUUCAAAUGUGGAAAGUGCCUCUGUGAGCUCUGGCAUAACAAUGCACACAUCUAGCCAGUACUAUGACCAGUUCUCGUCCCACUGCCCGGAGAACCGUACCCACGAGGGGUACCUGUUCAAACGUGGAGCUCUGCUCAAGGGCUGGAAGCAGCGGUGGUUUGUCCUGGACUCUACAAAACACCAGCUGCGGUAUUACGAUGCCCUGGAGGACUCCCACUGCAAAGGUCUCAUUGAUCUCUCCGAAGUGGUCUCUGUAACGUCUGCAGUCCUCAUUCAAGGGGCACCCAAAAAGGCGGAUGAAAAGUCCUUCUUUGAUGUGAAGACCAGCAAGCGCAUGUACAAUUUUAUGGCUGCCGAUGCCUCAGCGGCACAGGAGUGGAUUGAGAAGAUCCAGGCUUGCCUCCAGUAAAAUCACGGGGCGUCUUCAACAGAACCGUAGUAUCGUACGGCACCGUUGAAUAUGGCACAAAAGUUGCAUCCGUGGUACAGAAGUUGGUGAGGAAUGCCACGACCACUUGAGAUUCAUGUCUGUACAAAACAUUUUUUUUAAACAUCUAAGCACUGUUGCUGUGCCAGCUUCAAAAAUCAUGCCAAGGUCUCAGCAGAAUGUGUGCCACUGGAAGCUGUGCUAGCAUUACACCUGUGUCCUUCUCAAGGAGCGUCUCUGCCAGGAAGCUUGCAUGCGGGUGUGAUAGCCGAUGGCUCGCUCUUCCUUUUUGUUGUUGCGCUCAAACAAAACCAUUUUCUUACGGUCCAACAGAGGAGAGCAAUUCUCCGUUCAAGACUUGUACGGCAUGUAGGAUACCAACGUAGAAUCUUUUACGAAAUUUUAACGUAAUUUGGACGACCCUGAAAUCGAUGCUGUCAUAGCCGGAGCAGUUUUCCAGGUCUCGUCUUACUGUGCCCACAUAUUACGGGAGAGUUUAUGAUGUGCUUCUACAUUCCAUUAGAACUCCUAUAUGACAAUACGAUGUAAUGUUCAGUUGAAAGUGCUACAGAAAGGCUCGGAACAUUAUUUCGACUGCCAGAAUACUCUCGCCCCGUGAUGCCUCGGAGUGUUUUUCGGUGUCACGUCUAAAACGUGGCAAACUCUUUGCGCAUGUGCCAUGUAACAGUGUAGUGUGCAACUGCUUCCUAGCACCUGAUACUAGAAUUUGCACUGCAAAGUCACUUAUAGGCGAUGUGCAACUUCCUCUGUGUUUCCGACCAUUGCUGUGUUUUGUAAAUAUGCGACCGCGAUACCGUUUUCAGCGGGCUAUGAGAGACAUUAUGAUGUUCUAUAGAGCUAUUGAACACGAUAUGUAACAAUAUACUAUAUAAUGUAAAUAUCUAGUGAUUUAUGUAGGUACACGUGCUUUUAUCAAAGGUGAAGUUGAUGAUCUGGUAUUAUGAAAGGAUACAUCAGAGUUCAGAAUAAAUGUAUUGUCCUUUUUAA